Molecule: messenger RNA, 837 nt
Organism: Balaenoptera ricei (Rice's whale)
Lineage: Eukaryota; Metazoa; Chordata; Mammalia; Artiodactyla; Balaenopteridae
Gene: CIMAP1C
Product: ciliary microtubule associated protein 1C
Exons: 4
Coding region: 1-828 (275 amino acids)
Cellular component (GO): cytoskeleton
Source: RefSeq, a predicted model, not a curated record
AUGAAACUGCCCAAGGGGGUCAGGAACCCUGUGUUCUAUGGGCAACAGCCAGAGAGGAAGGUGCAGGUGCCCUCAGGGCAGGAGGUAAAGCAGACCCCUGUUGUCCUGGCAACAAUUAAAGGUCCGGGGCCUGCUAAAUACCUCCGGCCAUCCUGCACGGGCUACACAGACCACGACGUCUCCCUGUUCCAGGAGCCAGCCUAUACCCUGCACACCCGGCACUCGGAGAAGCGGAUCAUGGACAUAUGCAACCCUGGGCCAUGCUAUUUCUUGGAUCCUAAAAUAACUCGGUUUGGAAUGUCCAGCUGCCCUCAGGUUCCCAUGGCGGAGCGCAUCUCUAACCUGCGCCUGAGCCCCACCCUGGCCUCCUGCCAUUACCACCUGGAGAAGACCCACCCGCCUGGGGAGCGCAGGGCUCCCAAGUACACCUUUGGCUACCGGUGCCCAUACAGAGUGAUGGACCCCAACCCGGGCCCCAACCAGUACCAGUUGCCACUCCUGCUGGGGCCCAACCUGCCCGCCAACAGAGCUGCUCCUUGCUACAGCCUGAGCCCCUUGGACAAGAACUGGUUCUACAAGGAGGAUGUGGCAGGAGGCCCUGGACCGGCCAUGCACGCCCGGCCUGAGCCGUCUGUCUACCAGAACCGCAGCCCCAUGUACAGCAUGGCCAGGCGCUUUACCUACCCGGUGGACCACACACCUCGGCCCGGCCCCGGCUCCCAUGACGUCCAGCAGGUCACGGUGCACAAGUCCCGCACGCCCGCUUUCACCAUGGGCAUCAAGCACUCGCCCCACCUGUGCCCACUGAUUGUCGACAUUCACGACUGAGGCCCCUCC